Salmo salar (Atlantic salmon) is the source of this 4057-nucleotide messenger RNA. NCBI's taxonomy places the organism in Eukaryota, Metazoa, Chordata, Actinopteri, Salmoniformes, Salmonidae. The record is from RefSeq and is a predicted model, not a curated record.
AUUGUCCAAGGCAGUAGUGCUUAACUGGCUCUGAUGAUUUUGUCUGGAGUUUUCUUCCCUUCUAAACCCCAGACUCACAUCUUCCCUCUUUAUUAUUCCAUCAGUAUUUCCAGCCGGUGACGUCAGCAACAGCCGUCUAAUAUUCUGCCCACUGCUGCAGUUUAUUGUAAUAGGUGCAGUAGAUGGCCGUAAUAAUUACAGAGUCAUUUUCUUUCACUUAUGUUCAUUUUUCCAAUGUUCUACCUCCGUACAAACUGUGAUGCUGAAGUUCAGCUAGACUAUAUUUCCUGUGGUACAGAAGAAGAAAAAAACAACAUGCUUGUUUGAUGAGAAACCUGAGAACUAAAGACUUGUAUUAGCUCUCUGAGAGAAUGCCAAGGCUUCAGCUCAGCAGGCCUUGUAUUAGCUCUGAGAGAAUGCCAAGGCUUCAGCUCAGCAGGUUGUGUAUUAGCUCUCUGAGAGAAUGCCAAGGCUUCAGCUCAGCAGGUUGUGUAUUAGCUCUCUGAGAGAAUGCCAAGGCUUCAGCUCAGCAGGUUGUGUAUUAGCUCUCUGAGAGAAUGCCAAGGCUUCAGCUCAGCAGGUUGUGUAUUAGCUCUCUGAGAGAAUGCCAAGGCUUUAGCUCAGCAGGUUGUGUAUUAGCUCUCUGAGAGAAUGCCAAGGCUUCAGCUCAGCAGGUUGUGUAUUAGCUCUCUGAGAGAAUGCCAAGGCUUCAGCUCAGCAGGUUGUGUAUUAGCUCUCUGAGAGAAUGCCAAGGCUUCAGCUCAGCAGGUUGUGUAUUAGCUCUCUGAGAGAAUGCCAAGGCUUCAGCUCAGCAGGCCAACACAGUCUUGUGACGCACAGGCGACUCGUUUUCAAACACGUAUAUACCAGUGGUUCUGGACUGGUCCGGAACACGUAUAUACCAGUGGUUCUGGACUGGUCCGGAACACGUAUAUACCAUUGGUUCUGGACUGGUCCGGAACACGUGUGUAUAUACCAGUGGUUCUGGACUGGUCCGGAACACGUGUGUAUAUACCAGUGGUUCUGGACUGGUCCGGAACACGUGUGUAUAUACCAGUGGUUCUGGACUGGUCCGGAACACGUGUGUGUAUAUACCAGUGGUUCUGGACUGGUCCGGAACACGUGUGUGUAUAUACCAGUGGUUCUGGACUGGUCCGGAACGCGUGUGUGUAUAUACCAGUGGUUCUGGACUGGUCCGGAACGCGUGUGUGUAUAUACCAGUGGUUCUGGACUGGUCCGGAACGGGUGUGUAUAUAUACCAGUGGUUCUGGACUGGUCCGGAACGCGUGUGUGUAUAUACCAGUGGUUCUGGACUGGUCCGGAACGCGUGUGUGUAUAUACCAGUGGUUCUGGACUGGUCCGGAACGCGUGUGUGUAUAUACCAGUGGUUCUGGACUGGUCCGGAACGUGUGUGUGUGUGUAUAUACCAGUGGUUCUGGACUGGUCCGGAACGUGUGUGUGUGUGUAUAUACCAGUGGUUCUGGACUGGUCCGGAACACGUGUGUGUGUGUAUAUACCAGUGGUUCUGGACUGGUCCGGAACGCGUGUGUAUAUACCAGUGGUUCUGGACUGGUCCGGAACGCGUGUGUAUAUACCAGUGGUUCUGGACUGGUCCGGAACGCGUGUGUGUAUAUACCAGUGGUUCUGGACUGGUCCGGAACGCGUGUGUGUAUAUACCAGUGGUUCUGGACUGGUCCGGAACGCGUGUGUGUAUAUACCAGUGGUUCUGGACUGGUCCGGAACACGUGUGUGUGUAUAUACCAGUGGUUCUGGACUGGUCCGGAACACGUCAGCACACUGAGACCUGACUCUGACCACCCAUAGAGGGAGAAACAGAGCUUGGUAGUGCCAAGUGUAAACAAACAUGAUGCCAAGCCUUGGAGCUGUGGCAGAGUGGGCGUACUGCUCACAUGUAAUUAUUCAUUUCCUGCUUUUUAAAGUGGCUUUGUGUGUACUGUAGUUUAGUAUAACUCUACCUGACUAGUCCAGGCCUGUACUUCUGACAGUUUGUUCCCUACUGUUCCACGGGGUUAAAGUAUGGAGCUGGCCCCCUGUUCCCUACUGUUCCACGGGGUUAUAGUAUGGAGCUGGCCCCCUGUUCCCUACUGUUCCACGGGGUUAUAGUAUGGAGCUGGUCCCCUGUUCCCUACUGUUCCACGGGGUUAUAGUAUGGAGCUGGCCCCCUGUUCCCUACUGUUCCACGGGGUUAUAGUAUGGAGCUGGCCCCCUGUUCCCUACUGUUCCACGGGGUUAUAGUAUGGAGCUGGCCCCCUGUUCCCUACUGUUCCACGGGGUUAUAGUAUGGAGCUUGCCCCCUGUUCCCUACUGUUCCACGGGGUUAUAGUAUGGAGCUGGCCCCCUGUUCCCUACUGUUCCACGGGGUUUUAGUAUGGAGCUGGCCCCCUGUUCCCUACUGUUCCACGGGGUUAUAGUAUGGAGCUGGCCCCCUGUUCCCUACUGUUCCACGGGGUUAUAGUAUGGAGCUGGCUCCCUGUUCCCUACUGUUCCACGGGGUUAUAGUAUGGAGCUGGCCCCCUGUUCCCUACUGUUCCACGGGGUUAUAGUAUGGAGCUGGGGCCCUGUUCCCUACUGUUCCACGGGGUUAUAGUAUGGAGCUGGCCCCCUGUUCCCUACUGUUCCACGGGGUUAUAGUAUGGAGCUGGAUGUAUCCUACUGCAUUGUCAUUAUGUACAGUUGUAGUCUCGCUGACUCAGGAAGUUACUGUUCAGUUGUAGUCUCGCUGACUCAGGAAGUUACUGUUCAGUUGUAGUCUCGCUGACUCAGGAAGUGACUGUACAGUUGUAGUCUCGCUGACUCAGAAAGUGACUGUACAGUUGUAGUAUCGCUGACUCAGGAAGUUACUGUACAGUUGUAGUCUAGCUGACUCAGGAAGUUACUGUACAGUUGUAGUCUAGCUGACUCAGGAAGUUACUGUACAGUUGUAGUCUAGCUGACUCAGGAAGUUACUGUACAGUUGUAGUCUAGCUGACUCAGGAAGUUACUGUACAGUUGUAGUCUAGCUGACUCAGGAUGUUACUGUACAGUUGUAGUCUAGCUGACUCCGGAAGUUACUGUAUUGUCCAUGAGGUUAAAAGUAUUGAGGGUCAAUCUAACCUCUGCAGUCAUUGGUUGACUAAACGGUUUGUAUUUGUUUUCACCGUUCACGUGUCUGACGGCUGGCGUGCAGUACGUUCUUCUAGUCCCUGUUCUAUGAAACUGCGUCGAGCACGGGUAAUGAUUGGAUGGACAUUUCCUUUUGUUAAAGAUGUUAUGUGGAGAGUUUUAAUUUAAUUUUUUUUCUUCUUUCUAAUGGGUGGAUCAGCUUAAUAUUGCGGAAAGAUUGUUGCUUAUACCUAUUAUAGACAUAAAUACUUUUUAAAGAAUAUACCUUUAUUAUUUGCCACAAAACCCUAUCACCCUUCCCCCAAUUGGAGUAAACUAAUAAACAAUAACAAUUAGGCUUCUACCUUCAGUUUAUACAACUUAUACACAUUUUACAGACACAAUCGAUUUUUACAAUAGUUAGAUUUUGUUUUUGUUUUUUAUUCCUUCCUCUAUUUCUGAUGUCCAUCCAGUUUGAUUUUUUUUUUGUAUUUUUUUUUUUGUAACUGUGCUAUUUCACAACAUUUCUGAACCUGUAUACAUUUUAGAUUUUUGUGUGUUCUGUGGAGAGUUUGUCCAGGUGGUUAUAGCAGACUGAGUGAACAGGGGAGUAUGUUUUGGUAAAGAGAGGAAUGUGGUUCAUCCUGAAUGACUGCUUCUUUAUUUAGGUCAGCACCACCUGCCUGUACUGGCUCAACCAAUACAAUAGUAUUCUGUAGCUCUGACAGCUCUGUCUGACUCCAUACACUAGAGAGAAGAAUAUGGGGAGCUGGAAGACUUGUGUUACUGCUACCCCCCUGUAGACCACAGACCAGAGCCCUAUUCCCUAUAUAGUGCACGCCUUUGGACCAGGGCCCUAUUCUUUAUAUAGUGGUACUACUAUAGACCAGAGCCCUAUUCCCUAUAUAGUGGUACUACUAUAGACCACAGCCCUAUUCCCUAUAUAGUGGUACUA